Coregonus sp. 'balchen' is the source of this 3276-nucleotide messenger RNA. The record is from the annotation of a GenBank genome assembly. Lineage: Eukaryota; Metazoa; Chordata; Actinopteri; Salmoniformes; Salmonidae.
AUGUCCCUCUGUCCCCCCCUGCAGGGGAAGCUGGUGAAGUACUUCAGUCGCCAGCUGUCCUGUAAGGUGAGAGUGGCCUCACAGGAGAACAGUACUGAGCUACAGGACUUCCCCAGACUGGGACACUGGUUCCGCAUUGUCAACCUGAGGAAGGAGGUCACUGAGGUACAUUGAUUUACAUCUACGUAUCACUGUCAUAGUGUAGUAAUGAUAGUAAUACCUUCUUACAAAGGUCCUCCCGAGGUCCUCCCGAGUGGCGCAGUGGUCUAAGGCACUGCAUCGCAGUGCUAGCUGUGCCACUAGAGAUCCUGGUUCGAAUCCAGGCUCUGUCGUAGCCGGCCGCGACCGGGAGACCCAUGUGGCGGUGCACAAUUGUCCAGGGUAGGGGAGGGAAUGGCUGGCAGGGAUGUAGCUCAGUUGGCAGAGCAUGGCAUUUGCAACGCCAGGGUUGUGGGUUCGAUUCCAGUAUGAAAAAAAAAAAUUGUAUGCACUCACUAACUGUAAGUCGCUCUGGAUAAGAGCGUCUGCUAAAUGACUUAAAUGUAAAUGUACAAAUAGCCGAUGGUCUGCAAAAUUUGUUCUAGUAAGAGUAAUAAAAUAGUUCUGUUUUUAGUAUUGAAAUCCCUCUGGCAGUAGGAUGAAAGACACUAUAAGGGGUCUGGGCCAGGGGUGUUACCCUGGUAGUGUAGCCAAUGUGAAAUGGCUAGCUAGUGCUCUAUGCAAGACAGAGGCUGAAACAUUACCUUUUUCAGAAUAAUUUCCCACAUAGUGUGCGUUUCCAUCAUGUGCCACAGUCAGCAGCAUACCACCCUGCAUCCCACUGCUGGCUUGCUUCUGAAGCUAACCAGGGUUGGUCCUGAUCGGUCUUUGGAUGGGAGAUCAGAUUCUGCUGGAAGUAGCAUGGAGCCUAUUCUAAACACUGAAUAAAACAUAGGCCUAUUUAGGACUAGGCUCAGAUGUCUUUCGCUUCUCUUCAUGAGGAUUGAAUGGAUCUAAAUAAAUAGCUGCUAUAGGCCCUGCAUUCAGGUAGGCUGCCACCAACAAGGCUGCUUGUUGUCAUAAAUGCAACAUAUCUAUACAGGACACUCCUAUAUGGGAAAAAAAAUCAAACUGAUGUAUUAAAAUAAUUUUAAAUAAAUGUUGAGGUGCAACAUGGUAAUGUCAGGAAUAUGACACAAAUAUGUCAGGUAUAACAGAAGGCUUUAACCACUUGAUCAAUCGAUUCAAGUUGGGACUUCAGCAAUAUAAUAAUCAAGACUUGAUUUGACAAAGGAGAAAGAUCCCAGGAAAAUGGACUGGUGCCCAAAGAGGUAGGCUAGGACAUGCUCUGAAUUUAAAUUCACAUAUAAGCGACGGUACUUAACUCUUCUGAGUUGGCUAGAACUAAAUUCACCUUAGAGGUGCGCACUAGUAGCAUUUAAUCAGUGACGUCACCCGCUCCGAGACCUUGACGUAGCUGUUUCCCUUGCUCAGCAAGAUGUGUUCAGAGGGUCUCUGGUUUGAGCCUAGGUUGGGGCAAGGAGAGGGACGGAAGCAACACUGUUAGAGUAGGAAUGGAGUCACUCAGUGUCAGUGGGUCUAGACCAGGGUCUGUAUUCACGAAGUGUCUUAUGGUAGGAGUGCUGAUAUAGGAUCAAGGUCUUCCCUGUCCAUAUAAUCAUAAUAAUUUUGAUCUAAAAGGCAAACCUGGUCUUAUAUCAGCAUUCUCUGAUACUCUUUGUAAAUAGGGGCCCAUUCUCAUUUGCUUUUAACAGUACCAAGAAUUAGAACAGGUCAUGGUAGAAAUCGUUUUAGUUACUCAGCUCCGUGGUCCUGGAAUUCUCUCUUGAACAUUUUAAAAUCUGAUGAUCUAGUUACGUUGGUGGAGUUUAAACACUUGGUUGAUGUAAAUAUCAUAGAAGAGUGUAAUUGUCUUUAGGACCGCUGUUUUUUUUUUGUUAUGACAUUUGUGUUUCUUUACGUAAUAUGUAAUUGUUGUACUGUAUGUGUGCCUAUAGUUUUGUUCAAUGUUGUGUUAGUGUAUGUAAGUAGUUUUGUCUGAAACUUUGUGCCCACUGCUGCUGUUGGACAAGGUCUCUCUUGAAAAAUAGAUUUUAUCUCAAUGAGAAAAACCUGUAUAAAUAAAGGUAAAAAUAAAUCAAUAAAAAGGAGUGUUAAACUCAAUUCCUGGAAGACCACAAAGUCUGCUGGUUUUCAUUCUUCCCUUUAAAUUAGUGUCUGAUUUAGACCUGGGAAACCAGGUGUGCUGACUCCCUGUGUGGGCGAAAUUAAAACUUGCAGUCGCUAUUGCCCGCAAGAGCUGGAAUUUGACUUACAGUACUUGAGUGUUAGCCUGGGUGCCAGUCUGUUUCUGCUCAUUUGCCAGCUCCUUAUGGAAUUGUCAAUGACAAUGGAGUAGGCAAAAGCACUGGGACCAGGCUACUUGUGUGUGUGUGUUCUGUAGGAGAUGGGUCCGGGCGAUGUGACUCUGGAGGGGCUGCUGGAGAUGAGUGAUGAGCAGGUGUGUGAGGCCAUGGAGAAGUUUGGAGCCAACGACGAGGAGUGUGCCCGGCUCAACGCCUCUCUGUCCUGCCUCAGGAAGGCCCACAAGUCAGGUAGGAACCCUACACACACGGAGGGAGGGGGAGAAGGAGAGAGGGAGGAGAGAGGGAGGAAAGGCAGACAGUGUAGGGCCGUAACACAUGCCAUCUCUGGGGAAGGGAGAGAGAGAGGGAGGGAGGGAGAGAGGGAGGGAGGGAGGGAGGGAGGGAGAGAGAGAGAGAGAGAGAGAGAGAGGGAGGGAGGGAGGGAGGGAGGGAGGGAGGGAGGGAGAGAGGGAGGGAGGGAGAGAGGGAGGUAGGGCACUCUGGAAUGUAACCGUGACUCUUUUCCAGGUUGUUAUUGCCUUAGCAAGGCUACAAGCGAAACAUAUGUAUGUAUCUCGUGAGAUCAGGAUGGUAGUACGAGGCUAUCUAUACAGUUCAUGAGGAGUUUUCAUAAACUGGUGAAUGUCACCCUCUGUUGACCGGAUUUUGCAACACAUGAAUUCAGUAGGAUGCAGUCUCAGAAAUGUGCCUUCAGUCUGGAAACUGUCAAAUAAAACAUUUAGAAGUUGGUCAUUGUUUGAUAUGGGGAUAUUAUGCAUUUGUUCACAAUGAGGGCUGGAGUUUACAAUGACUGGUGGGAUUGAAUCUGUUGAUUCUGCUAGUUUAUUCUGUUGUGUUAGUGCUGGGCUAGGGCAAAAGCCUGCACACCUUGUGGGUCUCCAGGACCAGGUUCAAAGAAUACAAGGCUUGA